This is a messenger RNA of Drosophila virilis, 1143 nucleotides long. Lineage: Eukaryota; Metazoa; Arthropoda; Insecta; Diptera; Drosophilidae. The record is from RefSeq and is a predicted model, not a curated record.
AAUUGCCUUCGCUUUAUUUGUAUUUCUGCAAGAGUAUUAAGUGUUCGCCAUGCAGCAGAGACAUUUUUUGUUUUGUUCUUCUUAGUCAAAAGCUUUCAAAAAAUAAUCAACGAGGUAAUAGGUGAAAAGAUACAAAAGCAUUUACCCAUAUAAGAUAUAUUUCCAACAAAUCAUAACAAAGCAAUUACAUCCAGAACAAUCGUAAUUAAAAAAUGAUGCUGGUUGUCAUCUUUGUUUGAAACCGUAUAAAAGUCUUCGGAUUUUGGCCCACAAAGGCAGUCGAAAUUAUUUGUGGACAGAGACGAAAUGAAAGCGUUUACACUGGCACUUGUGGGUUUGUUGGUCGUUUUGGGAGCCAGAGCCCAGAGUCUGAAAGAGCAAUGCAAGGGCAUUCAAUAUGAUUUGUUGCCUUAUCCAGACAAGAAUGACCAGUUCAUUGUGUGCGCCUAUGAAGUGCCAGAGGUGCGUAGCUGCAUGCAGGGUACUUGUUUUGAUCCCAUCUUGAAGGGCUGCAGCGAUUCUGCCUGCACUCCAACUACUCCCAGUGACAAGGACAUUGCAACUACGUUCUGCACAGAAUUAAGAGGAGGAGAAAAAAUACCAUCAGUGGAUUGUUCACACUUCUGGAUCUGUUUGACCGAAAUGGAGCCCGUCUAUGUGGCCUGUCCACAGGGCAAACACUAUUCACGCUCCGAACACGAAUGCGUAUCGCCGGCACUGGCCAAAUGCGCCACCCCAGAGAAACUGUGCGAAUCCAACUAUAACACAUAUGCGGCCGAGACCUGCAAUGAAUACUAUGGAUGCACUAACAAAAAGCUGAUAAAGCGCAGCUGCCCCUAUGGUGAGGCGUACAGCGCAGAGAGUGCAGCGUGUAUUAAGGAUUUGAGCCAUAGCUGUGUCACAGACUCCAAGCCGGACUGCCAAAAUCCCGCCAAUGCCAAUGCCUACUUCAGUCACAGCGACUGUACCAAGUUUUAUGUUUGCAUACAGGCCCAAGUCUUCGAGGGCAAAUGCGCCGAUGGUUAUGGAUUUGACAGACAGAGCUCCAAUUGCAGGCUCGGCAUCUGCAAGAGUAACUAAGUCUUUAGAUCAGCAAUAAACUUAAUAAAAUCAAAAACACACAGGCUUUAGCAAUGAACAGAU